This is a messenger RNA of Linum tenue, 456 nucleotides long. NCBI's taxonomy places the organism in Eukaryota, Viridiplantae, Streptophyta, Magnoliopsida, Malpighiales, Linaceae. The record is from the annotation of a GenBank genome assembly.
AUGUCAACCGACAGCGACGACGAAGACGAGCUCCUUCAGAUGGCGCUGAAGGAGCAAUCCCACCGGGAUCUCAAUUACCAGCGCCCGUCGUCGUCCUCCAAUCAACGGAAGCCGGUCUCGAAUUUCGUCCAGGCUCCCAAAACCGCCGGUUCCGCGAGGUCGGCGGCCCCGACUCAUCGCCACCAGAAGAGCAGGGGUUCCACCCUGGACGACGACGACGACUCCGAAGUCGAAAUGCUCAGCAUAUCGAGCGGUGACGAGGAAGUGAGCAAGGACCGGCCGCCGGCCAAAGGGAGAGCCGGCGGCGGUGGAGCCGGAAGGGGAGGGAAAGACGACGACGGGUGGGAUGGCGGGGAGCCUGAUUGCUGGAAGCGAGUGGACGAGGCCGAGGUAAUGUGUAUCUCUAGCUCGCUUUCCUGGAUGCCUGUGGUUUCUUUUCUGUUUGCGGACUGCUAG